Molecule: messenger RNA, 1940 nt
Organism: Cornus florida
Lineage: Eukaryota; Viridiplantae; Streptophyta; Magnoliopsida; Cornales; Cornaceae
Product: cation/calcium exchanger 1-like
Exons: 1
Coding region: 1-1758 (585 amino acids)
Biological process (GO): monoatomic cation transport; transmembrane transport
Cellular component (GO): membrane
Molecular function (GO): monoatomic cation transmembrane transporter activity
Source: RefSeq, a predicted model, not a curated record
AUGGCUGGGUUCCAGUCCAUGCACAGAGACAAGUGUCUGAGUCUCUUUCUCAACAUAUGCUUCCUCUUCCUACUCUCCUGCCUCACAACCCAUCUCUGUUCAUCCAAUUCUGAUUCCAUCAACCAAUUCAAAGCAUCAAAUUUGAUUGCAAUAUUGAAUCACAAUCAGAUCCCAGAUGAUGAUAUAGGUUGCAAAGCUCUCCACAACCACCAUGACCACCAAGAAAAGUGCUCAUAUGUCAAGACUCACAACAGGUGUCAACCCACAGGCUACAUACCCUAUCUCCACCUCUUUUAUUGCACUUUUAGCCCACUUUUGGGUCACACCCUGUUCAUCCUCUGGCUCAUAUUGCUGUUCUAUCUGUUGGGUGACACAGCUGCCAAUUACUUCUGCUCUUCAUUGGAAGGCUUGUCAAUGGUCUUGAAUCUCUCUCCAACCAUAGCUGGUGUCACUCUUCUCUCUCUAGGGAAUGGAGCCCCUGACCUCUUUGCUGGUGUGGCUUCUUUCAUGGGUGAUGGCACUAAAGAUGUGGGGUUGAAUAGCAUCUUGGGUGGUGUUUUUUUUGUGUCCACCAUUGUGGUUGGUGUCAUAAGCCUCUGUGUCCAUGGUAAAACAAUUGACAAGUCUAGUUUCAUAAGAGAUGUUCUCUUUUUCCUUCUCUCUCUCUCUUGCUUGCUUGUGAUCAUUGGUCUAGGAGAGAUCAACUUGUGGGGUGCUAUUUGCUUUCUCUCUCUGUACUUCAUAUAUGUGUUGUUUGUCUCUGUCUCAGAGAUGUGUGCUAAGAGGGAGAAAGAAGAGGAAGUGAAUGAUGGGUGUCAUGUGUUGCCUCUAACUAGUAAUUUUCUUGAGGAGUCUGAGUUGGGAGUGCCUUUGUUGGGUUGUUUGGAUGAUGAGAAACCCAUUUUAGUGGAUCAAGAAAAUAGUGGAAUAAGGUGUUUUGAUCUCAAAUCUUCAACUGUUUCUUUAAUUGGGACUCUCUUGGACAUUCUAGAGCUGCCUCUUUUGUUACCAAGAAGGCUGACUAUUCCAGUCAUUUCUGAGGAGAGAUGGUCAAAGCCAUUUGCAGUUAUAUCAGUUACAAUAGCUCCUCUUUUACUAGCUUUCAUUUGGGAUUCUCAUGGUUCAAGACCAAGCUUGAUGGUAUAUGCAAUCGGUGGAGUGGUUGGAGUUAUUAUUGGGGUUCUUGCAUUUUUCACUACAGAGAGGUCUGGCCCACCAAGGAAGUGUUUGUUGUGUUGGCUUGGCGGAGGGUUCUUGAUGAGCAUCACUUGGACAUAUUUUUUGGCUCAGGAGCUGAUCUCUCUGUUGGUUUCAUUUGGUCUCAUAUUAGGGAUAAGCCCUUCAAUUUUAGGGCUCACUAUCCUUGCUUGGGGCAAUUCUCUUGGGGAUUUGGUAGCCAAUGUAACAAUGGCUAAAAAUGGUGGGCCAGGUGGGGCCCAGAUUGCCAUUUCUGGCUGUUAUGCAGGGCCAACAUUCAACACCUUGGUGGGCUUGGGCUUGUCACUUGCUUUCUCAGCCUGGUCUGUGUAUCCAUUCAACUAUGUCAUCCCUAGAGACCCUUUUGUCUAUGAAACCAUGGGUUUCCUAGUGGCUGGCUUGCUUUGGGCCCUUGUGAUCCUGCCCAAGAACAAUAUGAGGCUGGAUAGGUUCUUAGGUUGCGGGCUCUUGGUUAUAUAUUUGUGCUUUCUCUCUCUUAAAUUGGCAAGAACUCUUGGCGUAGUGCAACUAAAGGUGUCCCCUUCCUGUUUCAAACCCUAGGAAUCUCUCUCUCUCAGUUUGUAAAUUUUCAUGUUUUAUAUGUAUAUAUUCUCACAGUAGCACUUUCUAGGCCAUGCAAUGGAUUGUAUGCUUGGCAAUUGAAAAGCUAUCAGUAUUUCUAUUUAUUUUUUAUUUGUUAUUUAUUUUAUUAUUAAUAAAUUGAAAUAAAUUUUAUUUGAUCA